Periophthalmus magnuspinnatus is the source of this 2430-nucleotide messenger RNA. RefSeq names its product v-maf avian musculoaponeurotic fibrosarcoma oncogene homolog Gb (gene mafgb). Gene Ontology annotation, biological process: regulation of transcription by RNA polymerase II; regulation of epidermal cell differentiation. The record is from RefSeq and is a predicted model, not a curated record. Gene Ontology annotation, molecular function: RNA polymerase II cis-regulatory region sequence-specific DNA binding; DNA-binding transcription factor activity, RNA polymerase II-specific. Gene Ontology annotation, cellular component: nucleus. NCBI's taxonomy places the organism in Eukaryota, Metazoa, Chordata, Actinopteri, Gobiiformes, Gobiidae. The transcript is spliced from 3 exons. Bases 253 to 768 code for a protein of 171 amino acids.
UGUCUCUUUAAAUGUGGCUUGCGUAGGUGCCUCAUGAAUGAAACCAUGUGAUCCAAACAUCAUUUGACGUCUGGCGCCUCCGACCACGGACUAAAACAAGCGAGGAAGGAGUGGAUAUAUGUAGAGACCUAGAAGGAGGCGUGAGCGGAAAAAACAUUUCUCCAAGUAUCUGUGUGCACCGGCUGAACUUCACCUCCGAGGGUCCACCGUAAGUGACUUCUGGUCUGUUCAGAGGAGCGAGGCUCUUGGGGCAUGACGACGGCGAACAAAGGAAACAAAGCCUUAAAGGUGAAGCGUGAGCCAGGGGAGAAUGGCACCAGUCUCACGGACGAGGAGCUGGUGACCAUGUCAGUGCGAGAGUUGAACCAGCACCUCAGAGGGCUCACCAAAGAAGAAAUCCUCCAACUGAAGCAACGGCGGCGAACCCUGAAGAAUCGUGGCUACGCUGCAAGCUGCCGAGUGAAGCGAGUGACACAGAAGGAGGAGCUGGAGAAGCAGAAGGCCCAGCUGCAGCAGGAGGUGGACAAACUGGCCAAUGAGAACGCAUCAAUGCGCGUUGAGCUUGACGCUCUGAGGUCCAAGUAUGAGGCAUUACAGACCUUCGCCCGGACUGUGGCACGAAGCCCCUCGGUCGGAGUCGGGGUGCGUGCUGGAGGUGGAGGCGGAGGUGUGGCCUCGUCGGUCAUUGGUCCACUCAUACCAGGGAAGAUGGCCACAGCGACCAGUGUGAUCACAAUAGUGAAAUCAAAAACAGAUGCACGGUCUUGAGAGAGGGGAGCAGGAUGAGGGUGUGUCAAGAUGGAGUUCAGCUAAGACCGGUUGUCUCUGUGUCCUGCCCCUGACCUGCACUGACUCUGGAUGUACUGUAGAACAGGGUUAUGCAUUAAAGUCAUCUCUGUAUGAUAUGGUCAGUAUCUAUUCAGGUGGUCACUGAUCAGCUGGGAUAAAUGUGGAAUAAAUGUUCAUAGAGAAUAUUGCACUGAAAUAAUAACAAUCGAAUGUUUUUGACACAGUAAUAAUGGCAGCAAUAAGCAAAUCAAGAUCUGACUGUUUUAUGAGAUAUAAUGUUUUGUAUUAGAGAUAAACUUUUACCUGAGGUCUAGAGGGACCUUUAUUUUGACCGAGUGGCUUAUCUGCUCUGUCGUACAUCCAUGACAUCCAUGGUCAGUGCAGCUUAAAGAAAUUUGGAGCAGCAAAGGGUUUGAGAUAGUGCACUUCAUUUAGCACAGGGACGACACAGGGUUUAUAUGGUCACUAAAAACCCCAAACAAUCCCCAAAGCAAUUGAAUUCAGUUGGAAAAAACACAAAAGAACAGUUUACAUGUGUAAUCUGAUUUGACCUUGACACUAUUAUAUACUUUUACAGGCCUCUGUAAGGUAAGGUCUCUGUAAGGCCUGUAAAACAUCAGGAUUCUCUCUUUCUGCCAACACUUUGUGACCAUGCAGCUGAUUGGAGUAGUGGCAUUGAAUUCUCAUCUUGCUUACCCAAACCAAGAACUUUUGGGAGAAGAACUAGAUCAAAUAUAUAGUAUAUUACACAAUGGUGGUAAGUGUAUUUCUACUGUUUUGUACUGUGUUGUCAUUCACAUGAGGUCCAAAGUGUAUUCUCUGUGUGUGAAUUGAUAUUUAUCAGGAAUUCUGUGAAAUUCUGUGGCUUGUAUCUGUUCUGGUGUUGCUAUAUUUAGUUAGCCGUGUUUUUUUCUACAGUCUCUUCACUUUCUGUGCAGCUUUCUCAGUACUUUCCUUCAAUUUUCAAGUCCAACUGGCUUCCAUUGCCCAACAGAGAUUUGACAAAGUGAAAUUGUUUGUGUAAUUACUAAAACAAAUUCUACCAAAUUUUUUUUUACAGUGUUUAUUAUUUUUUCUUUAAAUCUGACUUUAAGAAGGGCAAGUGCCUUGUUUAAUACAAUAUGCAUUAGAACUGGGUCAAAGGGACGUGAGAGUGAGAAAAAUGUAAAAAGGAGAGAUUUAGAUGAUGGUGUUGUGUGCUGGGUACUCAUACAAGUUGUAUGAGCUGUGGAACAGUUCAUUGAGCGGACUUUAGUCUAAAUUAAACCCGAUUGGAUAAAGAGGCAGACAAUAAAAUACAUGCAUUUAAGGCUUUUAACACACAAAUGUUUAGGUUCAUGUCACAGCUUUAGUAUAGGUAGUCUUAUAUGGUGUUAUAUACUUAGAUAAUCUUUGUCUAUGUAUGGUAGAGUCUGGAAUUUUAUAAAGACUAUUAUCUUUGCAUUGUUUGUAAUGAACUGUAAAAAGUGGUAUAACAGAAUCUGUUUGAUAUACAGUCUCUCUAUUUUGCAACUGUACCAAAAGUGGCUUAACUACUGAAUAGCUUUGUUUUCUCUGUAGUGAAUAGGAACGUGUGUGUAACUGUGAACAGUGUGUGCUGUGUAUGUGACGAGGUAAUAAUAAUGUUCACUAUUUUGGUGA